CCAGUCUUUCUUUAAUCUCUCAUCUACUUUGGCCUCUGAUUUUGAGGCCCAGGGUCAGCCACUGCAAUUUUUCUUUUGUGAAUCAUAAUUGUGGAACUGAACUACUUCAUUUCAGUGAAGGAGGAAAACAACCAUGCAGAGGUCACUGAAAUGAUCCUGGAAAUGUCCCUUGAAGUUUGCUCAUCCCCAGACCUCCGAUUUAGCAUGGCUCUGUGUGAUCAGGAGAAAGCUUUCAGAUACCAGAGGAAAGAAAACAUAAAGGAGAACAUGAAGAAACUCCUGGGUCCAAAGAACAGUGAAGGCUUGUGUUCUACACGUGAUGUACCUGUGGUCGCCAUACUGGGCUCAGGUGGGGGGUUUCGAGCCAUGGUAGGAUUCUCUGGCGUGAUGAAGGCACUGUAUGAAUCAGGAAUUUUGGAUUGCACUACCUAUGUUGCUGGUCUUUCUGGUUCCACAUGGUACAUGUCAACCUUAUAUUCUCACCCUGAUUUUCCAGAGAAAGGGCCAGAGGAGAUUAAUGAAGAGCUAAUGAAAAAUGUUAGCUAUAACCCCCUUUUACUUCUCACACCACAGAAAGUUAAAAGAUAUGUUGAGUCUUUAUGGAAGAAGAAAAGGUCUGGACAACCUGUCACUUUUACUGAUAUCUUUGGGAUGUUAAUAGGAGAAACACUAAUUCACAAUAGAAUGAACAUUACCUUGAGUAGUUUGAAGGAAAAAGUCAAUACAGCACAAUGCCCGUUACCUCUUUUCACCUGUCUGCAUGUCAAACCCGAUGUUUCAGAACUGAUGUUCGCAGAUUGGGUUGAAUUUAGUCCAUAUGAGAUUGGCAUGGCUAAAUAUGGUACUUUUAUGGCUCCUGACUUAUUUGGAAGCAAAUUUUUUAUGGGAAAAGUUGUGAAGAAAUACGAAGAAAACCCCUUGCAUUUCUUAAUGGGUGUCUGGGGCAGCGCCUUUUCUAUAUUGUUCAACAGAGUCUUGGGAGUUUCCAGUUCACAAAAUAAAGGUUCCACCAUGGAGGAAGAAUUAGAAAACAUUACGGCAAAGCAUAUCGUGAGUAAUGAUAGCUCGGAUAGUGAUGAUGAAUCACAAGAACCCAAAGGCACUGAAAAUGAAGAUGCCGAAAGGGAAUAUCAAAAUGAUAAUCAAGCAAGUUGGGUCCAUCGUAUGAUAAUGGCCUUGAUGAGUGAUUCAGCUCUAUUCAAUACCAGGGAAGGACGUGCUGGGAAGGUUCACAACUUCAUGCUGGGCUUGAAUCUCAAUACAUCUUAUCCACUGUCUCCUUUCAGAGACUUCACCACACAGGACUCCUUAGAUGAAGAUGAACUGGAUGCUGCUGUAGCAGAUCCUGAUGAAUUUGAACAAAUAUAUGAACCUCUGGAUGUCAAAAGUAAAAAGAUUCACGUAGUAGACAGUGGCCUCACAUUUAACCUACCUUACCCCUUGAUCCUGAGACCUCAGAGGGGAGUUGAUCUCAUCAUCUCCUUUGACUUUUCUGCGAGGCCAAGUGACUCUAGUCCUCCGUUCAAGGAACUUCUACUUGCAGAAAAAUGGGCUAAAAUGAACAAGCUUCCCUUUCCAAAGAUUGACCCUUAUGUGUUUGAUCGAGAAGGACUAAAGGAGUGUUAUGUCUUUAAACCCAAGAAUCCUGAUGUAGAGAAAGAUUGCCCAACUAUCAUCCACUUCGUUCUGGCCAACAUCAACUUCAGAAAGUACAAGGCUCCAGGUGUUCCAAGAGAAACUACAGAAGAGAAAGAAAUAGCUGAUUUUGAUAUUUUUGAUGACCCGGAAUCACCGUUUUCAACCUUCAACUUCCAAUAUCCAAAUCAAGCAUUCAAAAGGCUUCAUGAUCUGAUGUACUUCAAUACUCUGAACAACAUCGAUGUGAUAAAGAAUGCCAUCAUUGAAAGUAUCGAAUACAGAAGGCAGAAUCCAUCUCGUUGUUCUGUUUCCCUCAGUAACAUUGAGGCAAGAAAAUUUUUCAACAAGGAGUCUCUAAGCAAACCCACAGCAUAAUUUGUGUGCCGGAAAGAGCAGCAAUUUCCGAUGGUGAGGGAGUUUGAAAUUCCAUGACAACUGGAUUUAAAAGCACAUUAGUACUGAUCACAAGAGACUGGCUAAUACUCAAAGUUGUAGUUAUUUAGCUGCAUGAGAAUAAUACCCUUAGAAGUUCGUUAGGUUAGCAGAUGGUGUUGGUUAUGUAAAAAUAUACUCAGCUACAUUUUUUUAUCAGUAGGAAUUUCCUGAUGCAAAUGUAGGGACAUAUACUGUAUUUUUAGACAUUCCUCACCAACUAUCUUCUGUGUCCUCUUUUUAAAACCUUGGCUUCUUUUUAGCAUAUUUAACAUUUCAGUCUCAAUAAGUAAGACUUUGCAUAAUGUGUGAAUAUCAUUCACUGACUGGAUUUAUUCAUGCCAUGAGACAACACUAUUUUUUAUUUAAAUGCAUUUAUACAUAUACAAAAUAAAUACAUCUAUAUGUAAAUUAGCAUGAGACAACUGAGUUGUAUUAUUUUUAAUGAGAUAUUGCACCAUUGGCUGUGAGAGUCUCAGAUUCAUGCUUUCGAAUGCAAAAGUUGUUAAUCUUGUAUUCAAAUAUGAAACAUCGAUUUAAAUCAUGGCUAUUUUUCAUAAAAGAGAAAGUGUGCAUUAAUUGUUAAGCAAAUGGCAUAUAUUUAUUCAGCAAGUAGAAAAAAAUGUAACCACUUCUAGUUUAACGUUUUACUUUGCUAAGGUUAUCCUGGACUGUGUAUCCACCACUGGAGAAAAAUCCAGAAGAGUAGCAAGGGCUGAAUAUGCAAGACUUGUCUUCAGGAGAGUCUGCAUUGCACGGCUACUGGUUCAGUUACGGUUGAACUGCUAAGGUUCUGGGUUGGUUUUCCAAACAUAAGGGCUUCCUCAUUCUUUCUUUACCGCGUCUAUUCAUUUGUCUUCUUUCAUCUCACCUUUCGUUUGUGGGGGAGGAACAAACUUUCCUCUAUUCUCACGGUUCUUCUGGCUGGUCUAACAGUCAAAUAGAUGUGAGACAGAUUAGCAAGAGGAAAUUACCAAAUUUAAUACAUACGUAUGUGUGGGAACCCCACGUAUGUGAGUCAGAGACCCCCACAUGCACAAGAGUUCCAGAGGUAGAAAGGGAAAAUGAGUCCAUGAGACAUCAAGAGCUAGGGAUGAGGUGAAAUGCCUUGGGAACUUCAGAAGAUUAUUUCAGGAUGAUAAGAAAAGCAGACCUUUAGUAAAUAGCAGUUUGCUCUGCCCUAUAGUUAGAUCAAAAGAAGUUAUCUUUGAUAAUCUCUUAUGGGUGAGGCCUCUAAUUCAAAUUCUUCUAGGUAAUUAAGGGAGGGUGUGGGGCAGAAGUUUCUCUUGAGCCUGUGGCUAAAGUUGCCUUUAGUUCAAAACAAUCCGCAUACACAGAAGCACAUGUUGGGGUGACUCGUGGUGAGGCCCCACACAUUCACAUUUCUACCUGUGAGGAAAGAUUAAAAAAAAUAAUAAAGAAGGGAGCACUUGAAAGUUUGUUCUUUUACUGGUUGAUUUAUUCAUAUGACAAAUGAGUGCCCACUACAGGCCAUCGGACAUGUUGAAGGAUCUGGGGAUACAGCAGGGGACAAAACGGACAAAAGCGUCCGUCUUCGAGGACCGUACAUUCUAAUGGAGGUCACCAACGACGAACAAGACAAAUAAGUAUCUAGAAUGUUAGUGAUAAGCACCAGGGAGAAAAUUAAAGAAGGGAAGGGAGGAGAUGAGACGUGUUGGUGGUAUGUAAUUUAAAAUGGGACCCUGGAGAAGAUCGUAAUGAGAUGGUGACAUUGGAAUAAAGAUGUGAAGGGUCUCAGGGGACAGGACCUGUGGAUAUUGAAGGGAAGAGCAUUCCUGGCCAGGGGAGCAGCCAAUGCAAAUGCUUGAAGGUGGAGCGCCAGGCAUAUCCCAAAGCAGAGAAGAGAUCACUGUGCCCAGAGCUGAGUGGGAGAUAAUUCUUUUUGAGUUAAUUAUAUGAGCAAGAGUUUGGAAGAGUGUAUUAAAUUAGUGCUUGGGGCAGAAAUUAAAAAAAAAAAAAAAAUUCUUGCCUCAACCUGUUGCCAUGAUAUAAUCUUAUGUGGAGAAAGUAAAUGAAUAAACCGAGUAGAGUUUUG
This is a messenger RNA of Pteropus alecto (black flying fox), 4126 nucleotides long. RefSeq names its product phospholipase A2 group IVA (gene PLA2G4A). The coding region runs from base 151 to 2013 and encodes 620 amino acids. NCBI's taxonomy places the organism in Eukaryota, Metazoa, Chordata, Mammalia, Chiroptera, Pteropodidae. The record is from RefSeq and is a predicted model, not a curated record. Gene Ontology annotation, biological process: glycerophospholipid catabolic process. Gene Ontology annotation, molecular function: calcium-dependent phospholipid binding; calcium ion binding. The transcript has 14 exons. Gene Ontology annotation, cellular component: Golgi apparatus; nucleus; endoplasmic reticulum.